GUUGUUAACCCUUUCGAAGACCGAAGAACACAAUAUUCUUCGUCUACAUCAUUCAUUCUAGGGUUAUCUCUAACAGUCGCUGAAGACAACAUUCUCCUUCAUUCUAUCUAUUUAAAUUGCCUACAGGGAAAUGAGAUCUAUGGAUUGUAUCGGUCUUGUAGCUGAUAAGUUCUGCAUUCUACUAACGCGUGAAGACACUGUGGCUAAUAAAUUGAAUGUUCCCAUUAAAUUCUGCUCAAAGUACAGUAAUUUGUUACAUGAUGAAAUGGAACUCCAAUUGCGUAAUGGCUAUAUCUUACCUGUUCAAAUUGAUUUAGUGAGUUCAGAAAUGAUGGGCCUUCUCUGUUUUUUCAAGCAUUUUGACUUGAAAGGUGGGGAGUAUAUGAUUUUUGAGUACUUUGGACGUUUUAAGUUCAAUGUUUAUAUAAUUGGUAGUGAUGGUUCGGAGAUUCGAUACCCGGAAAUGAACAAUUGUCUACCUGCAAUAGUUACAAUAGGCGAUGGUGGUUGGCGUUUUGUCAAAUUUCGUGUUGAGGGUGAUGGGGUCAUCGAUGAAAUUGAUCCUCCUGUUGGGUUCAUUGAGCGUUGUGGUUUUGCUUUGCCUGAUCGUAUAAUAUUUGUUUUGAGUAAUGGAAAGAAGUUUGCUGGUUCAUAUAAUCGUGAGUCUGGCUGUUUCAGUGGUUUGAGUUCUAUGUUUCGUAUAUUAGGAAUAGAGAAUUUGAAAGGUGUGAGCAAGUUCUUAUUUACUUAUGAUGGGACAGAAGUUGUUUCAAUCUGUGCAUUUGAUUCAGAAAACUAUGAGAUUGUGUUCCCAGGAACACCCCUUGAUUUUGAUGCUGAUGGUUAUGAUCCUAUAAUUGGCAAAUUUUUCAGGGUGACGGCGGAAAGUAAGCAUAUGUUUGACGACUCCUUCCGAGUUGACAUUUCUAAUGAGUUUGAUGACCUGUGUUUGGAGUGGCCGGCCUGCCAUUGUAUUAAUGUAUAUUCUGGUAGUGCAUGUUGGAGGCUUCUAAUACGCCGAAGGGAAGACUCCCAUUGUUCCACAAUUGUAGAUGGUUGGCAAAAGUUUCGUGAUGAUCUGGGGCUGAAAAUUGGCCAUGUUUGUGUAUUCCAAUGCCCUUACAAAUCUUAUGACCAGUUUAGGAUUCGAGUUUGGAUGAAUAAUGAAGACUACUAAAUAUUGUAGUUGUUUUCUGUAUUAUGCCUUUAUCAGAAUUGUAGUAUUUGUGU
Messenger RNA from Daucus carota subsp. sativus, 1230 nucleotides. RefSeq lists its product as uncharacterized. Gene Ontology annotation, molecular function: DNA binding. Lineage: Eukaryota; Viridiplantae; Streptophyta; Magnoliopsida; Apiales; Apiaceae. The record is from RefSeq and is a predicted model, not a curated record. The transcript has 7 exons. The coding region runs from base 131 to 1177 and encodes 348 amino acids.